Molecule: messenger RNA, 521 nt
Organism: Capsella rubella
Lineage: Eukaryota; Viridiplantae; Streptophyta; Magnoliopsida; Brassicales; Brassicaceae
Product: F-box protein SKIP23
Exons: 2
Molecular function (GO): protein binding
Source: RefSeq, a predicted model, not a curated record
AAUUUCAUCGAUGAUCGAUGGUGGAUUGGUCUACACUCCCGAAGGAUCUCUUAGACCUAAUCUCAAAAUCCCUAGAUUCGUCCUUCGAUCUCGUCCAGUUCCGUUCCGUAUGUUCUUCAUGGCGAUCCGCCGCCGAGCCGAAACGUUCUCUCCCGACACAUCACCUCCCAAUCCUCCCCGAUAACGGUGGUAGUCUCUUCCCUGACUCCGCCGUAGGGUUCCGCCUCUCGCACCGGAGUAUCUUACUCAUCAAGCCUCUUGAACCGCAGAGCGAGGCGGAUUCGUUUGGGUGGCUGAUCAAAAUGUUGUUCCUUGGUGAUGACUCCACCUUUUCCGCUUCAGCUUUUGAUAUUUUGCCUCUAUGUGAGGGAAGCUCCGUGUUCUUCAACGGUAAUGUCUUCAAUGGGGAAGACUUGGGCGCAAUGCAAGAUCGAGAUUUGGGAGUCUUUGAUUUCAACAGUGGGAAAAUAGAGCUGGUGCAAAAAAUCCCUGAAUAUGCCAAGCUGUUUUGGCCUCCACCU